Ochotona princeps (American pika) is the source of this 659-nucleotide messenger RNA. RefSeq names its product transmembrane protein 170B (gene TMEM170B). NCBI's taxonomy places the organism in Eukaryota, Metazoa, Chordata, Mammalia, Lagomorpha, Ochotonidae. The transcript has 3 exons. Gene Ontology annotation, cellular component: plasma membrane. Gene Ontology annotation, biological process: negative regulation of canonical Wnt signaling pathway. The record is from RefSeq and is a predicted model, not a curated record. Bases 27 to 425 code for a protein of 132 amino acids.
AGGGCGGCGGGCGCCCCCCGGGGAAGAUGAAGGCGGAAGGCGGCGACCACUCCAUGAUCAACCUGUCGGUGCAGCAGGUCCUGAGCCUCUGGGCCCACGGGACGGUGCUGAGGAACCUCACGGAGAUGUGGUACUGGAUCUUUCUCUGGGCCCUCUUCUCGUCGCUCUUCGUCCAUGGUGCUGCGGGCGUGCUGAUGUUCGUGACGCUGCAGAGGCACAGGCAGGGCAGGUUGAUCUCGGUCAUCGCGGUCAGCGUGGGAUUCCUGGCGUCCAUCACCGGGGCCAUGAUCACUAGUGCAGCGGUGGCUGGCAUCUACAGAGUGGCAGGGAAGAACAUGGCGCCCUUGGAGGCGCUGGUGUGGGGCGUCGGGCAGACUGUACUCACCUUAAUCAUCUCCUUUUCAAGGAUCCUCGCCACACUCUGAAGCCUCUGUGGGAAUGCCCGACCUCACACAAGCAAACAGAGCGCCGGAUCACGGUGUUGUUAACCAGUAGAAACAGAAUGGCACGGGGCUGUGCGCCCUCCCGGGCCCUGGCGAAGGAAGCCCUGGCGCUGUGGAGAGAGACUGCCCUCUGGGGUUGGAGCGAAUGCACUACCGCACUGCGCCUUUGGUGCCUCCAUCCCAGGCAAGGUGCGCGAAGACACUCCGGGAAGCCAC